This is a messenger RNA of Melozone crissalis (California towhee), 3181 nucleotides long. It is a transcript of the gene ARL5A, whose product is annotated as ADP ribosylation factor like GTPase 5A. Bases 60 to 599 code for a protein of 179 amino acids. The transcript has 6 exons. Lineage: Eukaryota; Metazoa; Chordata; Aves; Passeriformes; Passerellidae. Gene Ontology annotation, cellular component: trans-Golgi network; cytoplasm. Gene Ontology annotation, molecular function: GTPase activity; GTP binding. Gene Ontology annotation, biological process: vesicle-mediated transport; protein localization to Golgi membrane; intracellular protein transport. The record is from RefSeq and is a predicted model, not a curated record.
CUGAGCGCCCGCGGCCCCGCAGAGCCGCGGCCGGCGAGGCCCGGAGCGCCCGGCCGAGGAUGGGGAUCCUCUUCACCAGGAUAUGGAGGCUCUUCAACCACCAGGAGCACAAGGUGAUCAUUGUGGGCCUGGACAAUGCAGGGAAAACGACCAUUCUGUACCAAUUCUCCAUGAACGAGGUGGUUCACACCUCUCCCACCAUCGGCAGCAACGUGGAGGAGAUCGUGGUGAACAACACGCGCUUCCUGAUGUGGGACAUCGGGGGGCAGGAGUCCCUGCGCUCCUCCUGGAACACCUACUACACCAACACCGAGUUUGUGAUAGUUGUGGUGGACAGCACAGACAGAGAGAGAAUUUCUGUGACUAAAGAAGAGCUGUACAAAAUGUUAGCACACGAGGACUUGAAGAAAGCAGGGCUGCUGAUCUUUGCUAACAAGCAGGAUGUGAAGGAGUGCAUGACAGUAGCUGAGAUCUCCCAGUUCCUGAAGCUGACUUCAAUUAAGGAUCACCAGUGGCACAUUCAGGCCUGCUGUGCUCUCACUGGAGAGGGGCUGUGCCAAGGACUGGAGUGGAUGAUGUCCCGCCUGAAGAUCAGAUGAUUUUUAAUGACCUCUUUGCACAGACAUUGCUGCAGCAGAGCUGUUCCAGUGGCAGAUUGGUGGGGUGGAUGUAUUUAUACUGAACUGAUGGCAACUGUAUUUUUUACAUAGCUGCACACACACACACACACACACACAGACACAGACAGACACACGGACAGGAGCUGGGAGCAGGCACAGAGCACAGGAGCUCUCGGGGCUCCGGGUUGGGUCGGGCUCCUCGAGGACGCGCUCAGAGCUGUGACCAACCUUCUUUCCAAGCUGCCCCUCGGAACAGCCAGCCUCGGGCCUGGGGAGGAUGGAGAGAGGGGAAGGAGCUUUCAAUGCAGAGUUUUCUGGUCCCAUUGUGGCCCUCUCCAGUGGGAGGUGCUGGUUCAUUGUCCCAGAAAUCAGCGAGCGAAUCACUGGCGCAGGGAUCGACUCCCCGGCGUUUCUGAGGUGGCCGACGUCACAAAGGCAGAACUCUUUCCCUGUAUGUGUACUGUACAUAUUUGUGUAUAUUUAUACCUCAGUCCUAGGUUAAUUGCAAUCUGCUCAGCCCAGUGUAAAUCAGUAUGUUGGCAGUAGUGCUGAUCUGUGGCACGGCCACGUCCCCGUGUCGCCCGUCCCUCCGUGUCCGUACGGCUGUAACGUCAAUCACACCUGAUCAACAAACCCUCUCUUCUGCCCAUUGCUUGUUUUUCCACAUGAUUCUUGGGUUAGGGAGGGGGCUGGAAUGGAUUGAGGCACACAGAUUGAGCUUUGAAUUCCAGGGUUGGCAAACAGAACAAAUUUGCCAAAGAGCUGCAGAUGAAAUGGGUUUUCCUUUUUCAUUGUGGUCAUCAUUGGAUUGGGUGAUGCUGCAGGUCCUGUCCACUGCUUUCCUUCUCUGCUGUGCUGGUUGAUUCAGGUCUGGCAGAAAUACCUUUGGCUGUCAAAAAGGGAAAAGUAUCUUUUCUUUUUCUUAACCAAAGAAGAGGCACAAAAGUAUGUUUGAAAGUGUCACUGGAAUUGUACAAGUCAGACUCUAAUGAAGUGUUUUUCGGAGGAAAAACUCUCUGUGCUACAUAAAAUGUGCAGAUACUAAAAUGUGCAGAUGUAUCAAAAUGCAGUGGAGGGGACUGGAUGGGGACAAAGCAGAUGACACUACUUGAAAAGCUCCAGGUGACCCACACGAGUUCCAGGGCAGAACUCUUGAGAGCAGAGCCCCCUUGCAUGGUCCCCAGGCAGUGUGAGAACACUGGGAUCACCUUUCCCUGCUGCAGCUCCUGCUGGGAUGGCUGUCCCAGGCAGAAGGGGGUCACAAUUCCCACUCUGGAGGACCCAGGCAGUUGGGAGGCAAUGGCAUGGUUGGAAAUGUCAGGCUCUUCUGUGGGAGAUGCGUUGGGAGUUCAGCAAAAUGAAACAAAACUGUGCUUAAAGUGUUCUUCCCUUUCUCAGCCCCGUGCCUGGUAAGGAUGGAAAAGGCAUUUUAAAGACAUUUUAAAGCUUAGUUUGAACUUUUUAAGGUGCUUCUCUUUGGUUCUGGGAUAAUCUGGUCAGCUCCUGCCUUCCUGCCCACCUGCCUCCCUGGGAGCAUGGGAAUCCUGGGGAAAGGAGGGGAGGCGAUCUCCAAGUCUGUAUUUAACAAAGGCAGGUAAAGAAUUUAACUUUUUAAUCUAUUUUUGGUAUCUCCAACGCUCCCUGGCUGGGGGAUCUGCUGUCUUUGUUAAACAUUAAGGUGUACAUGCAUAUAUCUCUAGUGCAUGCACAUAGAUCUUGGUAUUUAACUGGUGUAUUGCAAAAUGUAUCAAUGUUUGAAGAAUUAACAAUUUAAUGCAAAGACUCUCUCAGUUUCUCUGACAGUAUCUACAAGCAACGAGCUCUGUGCACACUUGCAUAUGAAACGGAAUUGUACAUUUUCUAGUCUGAAAAAAGAAAAAGCAGACUUGCUUCUAAACCCAAGUGUUUGGUUUUUGAGUCUUAUGUCUUCCCUGGGCUGAAUCCACGCAGGCUGGGUGAGCUGGGGGCUGGCUGGUGAGAGAAGGAGCUGCUGCUGUUGGUGGUGGAGCAGUGCUGGCGUUUCUGCUGCUUGCCCGUGCGUUUGCAGGAGCUCUGUCAGACUGCGCAGGUGUGGGUUGUGUUACAAGCAGAUACUCUGUGUUUACACAGCCCUUAGGUUGGUUUUACUCUGUCCCUCCCCGUGCCACUUCCCUUGCUGUGGCCUCUGAGGUUCACCUUGUCUUGGUUUCCCCAGUGGCCACAGCAGGGCCUGGGAGUGCCUGCACACCUCGGGCUGGCUGUCACACAGGGUUUUCUGUGCCCUGGGGGUUGAAAAUGCCAACGUUCAAUUGUUCUGGGUGUUGGUCAGUGAACAACCCAGUGCUAGCCUGACUGCAGACAUCUCCUGGGUCACUGUGAGCUCUCUGUGUGUUUUGUGUUCUUCAGGGCAAAUGUGGCCAGAAUUCAGCGGUGGCUGAUGUUUCCUGACACACUGUGGUGUUGUCAGGGCUUUUGGGGUUUAAAUGCUGAUUUUCAGUCUGUAGGGAUGGUCAGCAGAGGUGACAGUUCCAGAUUUACCUGGAGUGGUUGCUGUGAUCAAUUCCAGCCUCUGUGAUCAAUUC